Molecule: messenger RNA, 1809 nt
Organism: Penicillium alfredii
Lineage: Eukaryota; Fungi; Ascomycota; Eurotiomycetes; Eurotiales; Aspergillaceae
Product: phosphate transporter
Exons: 5
Coding region: 1-1809 (602 amino acids)
Biological process (GO): transmembrane transport
Cellular component (GO): membrane
Molecular function (GO): transmembrane transporter activity
Source: RefSeq, a predicted model, not a curated record
AUGGGGAAGUUCCAUGCCCGGUUGUAUAAAACCGAUCGUGCGCGGGACUUUGACCACGAACAGGACCGAUAUGUGCGUAUGCGACAGAUCUACGAGACCAUCGACCGGCAGUCAUACCAAUGGAUCGUGGUACUCGUCGCCGGACUCGGCUUCUUUCUGGACGGAUACACUCUCUUUGCCAGUAACAUGGCCCUCCCGAUGCUCUCCUACGUCUACUGGAAGAACGAGCUCUCCUCGCUACGGCUCGCCUGUAUCAACAUCUCGACACUAGCCGGCACCCUGUUAGGAAUGGUCGCAUUUGGAUUUAUGGCAGACAAAUACGGGCGCAAGAGAAUGUACGGAGUCGAGCUGGUGCUGCUGAUCACAGCAACGCUGGGCGUGGUGAUGUCCGCGAACGGGGUGCACGAUAGCAUGAACAUCUAUGCGUGGCUGAUCUGGUGGCGGAUUCUCGUGGGAGUUGGCGUUGGGGCGGACUAUCCUCUCAGCGCAGUCAUCACAUCAGAGUUCGCUCCGACUAAACACCGGGCCCGCAUGAUGGCCAGCGUCUUCUUCAUGCAACCGCUGGGCCAGAUCGCCGGCAACCUCGUCUCACUGGUUGUCAUAGCUGUUGCCCGCAACAACAGUGGCAGCGAGGAUGAUAUAACACGCAGCGUCGAUAGCAUGUGGCGGUGGGUGCUCGGCAUUGGCGUCGUGCCCGGCGCUAUUGCGACUCUGUUCCGGUUCGCCAUCCCCGAAAGUCCACGCUAUCUCCUGGAUAUCGAAGACGACCCCGUCACUGCCGAGUUCGAUGCCACGACACUGUUCAGCGAGCCUCCAUUGAGCCCCGGUUUUGACUCGGCCAGUUUUGCAACAGGCACCGCCAGUACAAUCCAGCUCCCGCCGAUUUCUUCGAUUGCCAGCAACUCCAUCCACGAAGAAGAGUAUAGUACAGUGCCACCAGCAACCCUGAACUCGCACUGGCGGCUCGCGCGCACCGACAUCGUGCGAUAUUUCUGGACCGAAGGCAACUGGCGCAGCCUGGCAGGCACAUCAAUCGCCUGGCUGCUUCUCGACUUUGGCUUCUAUGGGAUUGGGCUCUCGAGUCCACAGUUUCUGGCCAAGACCUGGGGCUCGCUGCAUAUCACCAGCGCUGCACCGGUGUGGUUGACGGACGACCGGCCUGGAGUCAAUAUCUACGAUAUGUUCUUGAACACCUCGGUGCAUGGGCUGAUUGUUCUCAAUAUCGGCAGCUUUGUUGGUGGGUUGCUGUUGAUUCUGCUUGCGCAUCGCAUCGACCGUGUCGCGCUGCAGAAAUACAUGUUUCUUGCUCUCGCCGCCCUUUUUAUUGUCCUGGGGACCAUGUUCGUCAAGCUAUACUCGGAUCCGCCUGUCGUCGUGGCAUUGUAUAUCAUCGGCCAGGUCAUGUUCAACUUUGGCCCCAACGCCACAACAUACAUGAUCCCCGCCGAGAUCUUCCCCACCCGCUACCGCGGCACCUGCCACGGCCUCAGCGCCGGCGCCGGCAAACUAGGCUCGAUCCUUGUUCAGAUCUUCUCUACAUACUACCAUUUCGGUACCGCCCCGGGAGACACGUCGACCCGGCACCACGGCAUUAUUCUGCUGGUGUUCAGCGCCUGCAUGAUCAUCGGGGCGGCGGUGACGCAUUUCUGGAUCCCGCCGGUCCAGCACAAGAACGGCAGCAGCAAGCUGUGGGGUGGGAAGCUGGAGACGCUGGAGACGUUGUCGCUUGGCCGGAUGGGGCGCAAGAGUCGGGAUGCGGAUGUUCGGAAAAGGUCGAAUCGACAGCGGGCUAUGUCGGUGUGCGGAUAG